GAAAUAAGAGGGUUCCAUGAAAAUAUCAAUGAUAAAGUUGAAAAACAAAGUAAACAAUUUGAGCGAUUGUGAAUGAAUUUCUUGGAAACAUGAAGCGUUCUUUCUUUUUCUUUUAGCAUAUAAAGGGGUUGUGCAUUGGCUACAAAUGCAUAAAGUGGUGAGAUGGAGUUGAAAUGGUUGGCCUUGGUUCUUGUAGUGUUAUCCUUAGGAGCUGGGCUGUGUGAUGGGUGCUUAGAGGAGGAAAGAUCUGCUCUCUUCCAACUCAAACCUUUCUUUGAGUUCAUUAAUUAUAAGUUUCAACCCAAUAACUUUAAGUUAAAUCCAAAAAAAGAGAGUUCAUCAAAUUGUUGUGAGUGGGAAAGGGUUGAAUGCAACCCAAUAACUGGACGAGUCACGCAUCUUUUCCUUAAUUAUUCCGCCUACAAUAAGAUGGACUGGUACCUCAAUGCCUCUUUGUUUCUUCCUUUUGAGGAAUUACAAAAUCUUUCUUUAAUUGGAAAUUCCAUAGCCGGUUGUGUUGUCAAUCAAGGUUUUGAAAGGUUAUCAUUGAAAUUGGACAAGUUGGAGAAUCUUGACUUGAGUGAAAAUUAUUUCAACGAUAGCAUUUUAGCCUCCUUAAGUGAACUUUCAUCACUUAAGUCUUUAAAUCUAGCUUACAAUAUAUUCACAGGAUCAAAUCCUACCAAUGAAAGCAAUAAUAAUUGGAUGAACUUGAAGGAGUUGUAUUUAGGGGGAAAUGAAAUUAACAGCCUUGGGUCUUUAUUCCAUGGAAAAGAAGGAAUGAAGUUGAACAAACUUGAGGUACUUAGUUUAUAUGAUAAUCUCUUUAACAAUAGCAUAUUCCCAUCCCUUGCUGUGCUAUCGAAUUUGAAGUCUUUGGAUUUAUCUUAUAACCAAUUGGAGGGGGCAAUAUAUACAAAAGAUUUAAAUGCUCUCAGCAAUUUAGAGGAUUUGAUCUUAUCCGGUAAUGAAGUGAAUGGAUUUAUUCCAUCUCAAGGAAUAAGGCUGAUGAAUUUGAAAGUUGUUGAUUUGAGUCGUAAUGAUUUCAACAAUAGUAUAAUGUCAUCUCUUGCUACACUUUCAAAUCUAAAGACUCUGUGGAUUGAUAUCUAUCAAUGCAAUGGAUUAAUAGAUAUGAAAGAUUUUUAUGGUUUCGGCAAUUUGGAGGAGCUGAAUAUGGCCUGCAAUCUAGAUGCAGUUUGUAGCUUCUCAUUACAAUCAUUGGGCUUAUUCCGCACUUUGAAGACUCUUUCUUUACAAGGAUUUAAUAUUAAUGAAACCACAAUGCCUUCUUAUUCCCACAAUGCCUCUGUUACAGCAGAAUUUACUUCAUUGAAGCGUUUAGAGUUGUCCUAUUGUAAGGUCAAUAAAAACCUCAGUCGACAAGAAGGGCUAAAUUUAAGAAGUUUGGAAGAGUUGGAGUUGUAUGAAUCAUCUUUACCUUCAAACUUUAUUCAAGUUUUUGGACCACUCAUUUCCCUAAAAAAUUUGACCGCCCAUGGUAUUGAUGGUAACAACACUCCACCUAUGAAUGAUUUCUGUGAAUUGAUAAAUCUCCAAGAGUUGGAUAUCAAUGGCAAUAAUCUAAGGGGUAGCUUACCCAUGUGUUUCUCUAACCUCACCUCCCUUAAAAAGUUAUCUCUUUCUUACAAUCAACUUUUCGAAAAUAUAUCUGUCCUUAAGAACCUAACAUUGCUUGAAUCUUUGGACCUCUCUUCCAAUCAGUUCUCUGGAAAUAUAUUUGCCCUUAAGAGCCUAACAUUGCUUGAAUCUUUGGACCUCUCUUCCAAUCAGUUCUCUGAAAGUAUAUCUGCCCUUAAGAGCCUAACAUUGCUUGAAUCUUUGGACCUCUCUUCCAAUCAGUUCUCUGGAAAUAUAUCUGCCCUUAAGAGCCUAACAUUGCUUGAAUCUUUGGACCUCUCUUCCAAUCAGUUCUCUGGAAAUAUAUCUCCCUUAAGAGCCUAACAUUGCUUGAAUAUUUGGACCUCUCUUCCAAUCAGUUCUCUGGAAAUAUAUCUGCCCUUAAGAGCCUAACAUUGCUUGAAUCUUUGGACCUCUCUUCCAAUCAGUUCUUUGGAAAUAUAUCUGCCCUUCAAAGCCUAACAUUGCUUGAAUCUUUGGACCUCUCUUCUGAUCAGUUCUCUGGAAAUAUAUCUGCCCUUGAAAGUCUAACAUCCCUCCAAUUGUUGGAUAUUUCAAACAAUAAAUUUCACAUCCCAAGCUCAUUAAGACCCUUGUUCAACCUUUCAAAACUCAAGGUCCUCAAUGCAGAUAACAACAACAUACAUGCUGAUGAUCAUGAGAUGUCGUAUUCUUCGGCUCCAAGGUUCCAAUUGAGUACCAUCCAGUUAUCUUGUUGUGGAAGUGGUGGGUUAUUUCCACAAUUCUUGUACCAUCAAAGUGAGUUGUGGGUUGUUUUUCUCUCAGACAUAUAUUUCAAGGUGGAUCGAUUUCCGUUUUGGUUGUUGGAAAACAACACGAAGCUAGUAACCCUGAGUCUCAUGAAUUGCUCUCUGUCAGGGCCAUUUCAAGUGCCAUCGUAUGUGCAUUCUGCUUUAUCAUAUUUGGAUAUCUCCAACAAUGCCUUCGGUGGCAACAUCCCAGUAAAAAUGGGAGCACACCUACCAGUUUUGGGUUAUUUGAACAUGUCAAAGAAUUAUUUCAAUGGCAGCAUUCCCUCUUCAUUUGGUGAUAUGAGUUCCCUAGAAGUUCUGGACUUAUCAAACAACCAAUUGUCUGGAGAGAUACCUGAGCACAUGACUAUGGGCUGCUCUUUAUUACAGGUCCUUGCAUUAUCAAAUAACAAAUUACAAGGAUCAAUUUUCUCUGGAAAUUUUAAUCUAACGAACUUUUCCACGCUUGAAUUAAAUGGAAAUAACUUCACUGGGAUGAUCCCAAAUGUCUUAGCUAACUGCUCUUACUUGUAUAUACUAGAUCUUAGCAAUAACUCUAUCUUUGGUGAAGUCCCAAGUUGGAUUUGGAAUAUGUCAGAGCUGGCAGCAUUGGAUGUGAGCAGGAACCAACUCUUUGGUAGAUUGCCACAAUGGAGGGGGUAUGCUUCGAAUUUGGAACAAGUUGCCAUGGCAGAUAAUCAACUUGAAGGUUCAAUACCUAGGGCAAUUUGUAGUCUCAAUUUCAAACUUCAAUUUUUGGACCUUUCCAUGAACAGUUUAUCUGGGACUCUACCAUCUUGCUUCAAGCCGGUAUCGGUGAGGGAAGUUCAUUUAUUUAAAAAUAAGCUACAAGGAGCGUUACCCAAUGCUUUUCAUGAUAGCUCUUCGUUGGUGACAUUGGAUCUCAGCUAUAACCACUUGAAGGGUAACAUUCCAAAUUGGGUUAGCAAUCUUUAUAAAUUAAGUUAUCUUCUCUUAAGGAGAAACCACUUUGAGGGUGAAAUUCCAAUUCAAUUAUGCAAGUUGGAUCGUUUAAGCUUGAUUGAUCUUUCUCAAAACAAUCUCUCUGGUGGUAUUCCUUCUUGUUUAAAAGUUUUUGCACUGAAUUAUGCACCUGAGCAAUAUAUUUGGCAUCAAACUAUUUAUUACGGCAUGAAUAGCUCAGUGUCCAUUGAAGUUUCAAUAGAAUACACAGUAAAGAGCAGAUCCUACAAUUACAAGAGAAGAAUGCUUCAAUACAUGUCUGGAAUUGAUCUCUCCUGCAACAAGCUUACCGGUGAAAUUAGUUUUGAAACAAAAAACAUUAUGAAGAUCUUCACAUUGAACCUUUCUCACAAUAGCUUGACCGGACCAGUGCCACAAGCAUUUUCUAACCUCAUGGACAUGGAAAGUCUAGAUCUUUCCUACAACAAUUUGACAGGGAAUAUCCCUGCCGAAUUUGCGGUGUUACAUUUCCUGGAAUACUUCAAUGUGUCAUACAACAAUUUAUCUGGAAAAACACCUGAAAGGAUUGGACAAUUGGGAGCAUUUGAUGAAAGCAACUACGUCGGGAAUCCUUUUCUUUGUGGCUCAUUGGUGGGGAAGAAUUGUUCGCCCGUGGAAACACCAUUGACACCGACGGCUUCAGCUGGCAACAAAGAAGACCAUGGUUUCAUUGAUAUGGAUGCUUUCUAUGCAAGCUUCUUCGCAUGUUACGUGAUGGUGCUAUUGUGUAUCGCAGCUGUGCUGUACAUAAAUCCUUAUUGGAGGCAAGCAUGGUUUUACCAUAUACAUAUGGCCGUUGAUUCCUGCUACUAUUUUGUGAUAGAUAAUUUCCCCAGAAGUUUUUUUAGUGGAAACAUGUAGCAAAGCAAUUGCGGUUUCCGAUAAAAGAGUUUACAAGGGGUAUAAAGCUGUCGAUUGCAAAGCCAGGUUUAUAUGGAAUAACUGUGUUAAGACAUGGAUUUAAAGUGCUUUUCUGGAACUGAAUAAAAACUCCCACAAGCCAUAUUCUUAGUUUCACUGCUACUUCAGUUGGUUUGAUUUCAAUUUGUACAAAAUGUUAGCUGUCACCAGGUCUAGUCCUUCAUAAUCUCAGUAGUAGCAACAAAUAAUUAUGGAAGAUUGCUUGCUAUGUGUAACACCACCUUCAUGUUGAAUAAGUUUCUGUUCUCCACACACAAAUGAGCAACUUGGUUGCUUCGUUAUGCAUCCAAAAGCUUCCAAUCGCUGUGCAAAGUUGCAGUUUAUUACAUACAAACCUUCCAUAAUGUUUGUAUGUUUCUUCAAAGAUUCUUGAUCUAGAAAGUAUCAUGCUGCUAAAGUCUCAAAGUUUCACUUCUAACCAUCACAUUGGCAAAUGGCGUCGUCUAAUUACUGUUUCGACCAGAUAAGUUUAGUUCGUCUGAUUUUCAGGCAUUUCUUUUACUGGUUUCGAGGUACUGCUUAUACAAAGAACGAUAUCUCGCAGGCACGUAUUCCUUGAACCUGUAACAGAUGACAACAGAGGGUAAGAUCCAGUAAAAAUAAUCGAUAAUAGCUGCAAGCUAACAAGGGGGAUGGAAAUGAAUGACAGGCUAAAGAAUAUCAGUAGACAGAAGUCUAGGUAUGGUGUAAACUAGCAAUUUGUUUCUUUGCUAGUGUUGCAGAUAGACCUCUGAUGGCACUUGCAGCCUUUAAGGCUCUAACAUAUUUGAUGAUUUCAAACAAUGUUGGGCUUAGAUUUAUAAAUCAUUUACACAAGCCAAGAAUAAGAAAUUAAAUUUGCCACACUUCCAAUGAAACCUAGAACCGCAAAAUAUGGUUUAUAGCAUCAUAGGAUUAACUGGAUGAGUAUCAGAAAGUCUCUGCUCAAUGUAUACAAGGUUAAGCCUACUAAAUUAUUUUUCACAAUGCCUAACUGACAAUGUUAAGUAA
Molecule: messenger RNA, 5288 nt
Organism: Gossypium arboreum
Lineage: Eukaryota; Viridiplantae; Streptophyta; Magnoliopsida; Malvales; Malvaceae
Product: receptor-like protein 9b
Exons: 11
Coding region: 163-1965 (600 amino acids)
Molecular function (GO): protein binding
Source: RefSeq, a predicted model, not a curated record